AGAUUGAUUCAUUAUAUUGAUCAAAGAUUUCAUCAUUCGAAGAGUUAUCAUGGAUUUUUCCAUUCAUCGUUCUAUGAUUGCCAGCAUUUUGUUCCUCGCAAUGGCCGUGUUGGCUGCCAGUGUUCAUGCAAAAGAAACGACGUACAUUGUUCAGCUUGAACAUCCGGAGACUGAGUUAACAACUCUGGAUGACCGCAAGAAAUGGUACUCGUCAUUUGUAGGGCAAGAUAAAGCUUUGGUGUAUGCUUACGAGCAUGUAUUGAAUGGGUUCGCUGCUCGUUUGACGGACCCAGAACUAGAAGCAAUGCGAGACAAGCAAGGCUUUAUUGCGGCGUACCCAGACACUCUCCUGCCAUUGCACACCUCAUAUUCCGGCCAAUUUCUGGGGCUCCAGCCCACCAACGGGCUCUGGCCGGCGACCGAUUUCGGCAAGGGCGUCAUAAUUGGAGUGUUAGACACGGGCGUGUGGCCAGAGAGCCCUUCCUUCUCGGACGCCGGAAUGCCUCCCCCGCCGCCAAAGUGGAAAGGUGUGUGCCAAAGUGGCCCUGAUUUCAACUCAUCCAACUGCAACAACAAACUGAUAGGAGCCAGAGUUCUAAGCAGCGACCCCAGUCCACGCGACACAGAAGGCCACGGGACUCAUACCUCAUCUACAGCCGCCGGUACCCGCGUUGGCAAUGCCAGUCUGUUCGGUUACGCGCCCGGAACGGCGUCUGGAAUGGCUUCGGGUGCUCAUGUAGCCAUGUAUAAGGUCUGCGGGGCUGACGGGUGUCUGUCAACGGAUAUUCUUGCAGGCAUGGACCAAGCUGUGGCGGACGGGGUAGACGUCAUGUCGCUCUCUAUUGGAGGAUCCUCGGUUCCCUUCUACGCGGAUCCCAUUGCCCUGGGUGCCUUUACUGCAGUCCAGAAGGGGAUUUUUGUUGCCUGCUCCGCAGGCAACGGCGGUCCCGAUAACUCUACUCUUUCAAACGAGGCACCGUGGAUCAUGACAGUGGGAGCGAGCACCCUGGAUAGAAAUUUCAUCGCAACCGUCCAACUGGGCGACGGGAGAGUCUUCUAUGGAGAGUCUCUGUACCCAGGGAAAGGCCUUUCCGGCUCCAAAUCGCUGGUCCAUGUUACCACGGCGGGUGGAAAUUUGUGCCUGAACGGGAGCCUGACCUCCAGCGCCGUGGCGGGAAAGAUUGUGGUGUGUGAACGAGGCUCCGUAGCUAGAGUAGAGAAGGCUGACGUGGUUCGAGCAGCAGGAGGGGCGGGGAUGAUAUUGGUCGCGGAUGUUACGUCUGGGGAGGAAAUCAUAGCAGAUCCCCAUGUCUUGCCGGCAACCUAUGUCGGCUAUAAAGCUGGUGCCGCCAUCAAAGCUUACGCAGCCUCAGGGAAAACACCGACUGCAGGGAUUGAUUUUCAGGGCACCGUGUUCGGCAGCAAGGAAGCGCCCUCUGUGGCGUCUUUUUCGUCCAGGGGUCCGAGCACUGCCAAUCCGGACAUCCUAAAGCCGGAUGUGAUAGGACCCGGAGUUAAUGUCCUUGCGGCGUGGCCUUUAAAUCUUGGCGCCACAGGCCUCCCUGAUGACCAGAGGUUGGUUAAGUUCAAUAUAAUUUCCGGGACCUCCAUGUCGUGUCCCCAUGUGAGCGGGCUGGCCGCUUUGAUCAAAGCUGCCCAUCCGGACUGGAGCCCGGCUGCCAUCAAAUCUGCUCUCAUGACUACGGCAAGCGUUAUGGAUAAGAAAGGCCAGCUCAUCCUUGACAGCUCAACCAAUGCUACAGCUGACGUUUUUGGUACAGGCGCGGGACAUGUAAAUCCAGAAGAGGCAGUGAACCCAGGGCUUAUAUAUGACAUCACUCCGGCCGACUACAUCCCUUACCUUUGUGGCCUGAAUUACACAACUAGCCAGAUUGGGGCCAUUGUGGGUACAAGGGUCACAUGCCCUACUAGUGACCCUGAAAGUACUCGCCCGGGAAAUUUGAAUUACCCGUCUUUCUCUGCGGUUUUCGAUACAACAGUAGCGCCUGUCUCAACUACGUUGAGACGAACAGUGACUAACGUUGGGGCGGCCGACUCUACAUAUAUGGCCAGUAUCCAGGCACCCGUUGGAGUGGAGGUUAGUGUGAGUCCAUCAGUUUUAUCCUUCACUAAAGUGAUGGAGAAGCAGAGUUACAACAUCACGUUCACGGUACCCAAUCCAGCAACGCAUUCAUUUGCUUAAGGUUCUCUUACAUGGGCUUCCAAUUCUACCUCUAUUCAUUCUGGUUACCAAGUUAGAAGCCCCAUAUCGGUCAUCUGGUAUAAACCAUCAUAGUAAAUACCAUCCUAGUAAGAAGGGUUGCUUUCAAUCGGAAUAUUAUGUUCUAAUGCCUCGCCUACCCUAGCUAUAAUGUAU
This is a messenger RNA of Cryptomeria japonica (Japanese cedar), 2377 nucleotides long. RefSeq names its product subtilisin-like protease 4. The transcript has a single exon. The coding region runs from base 50 to 2203 and encodes 717 amino acids. The record is from RefSeq and is a predicted model, not a curated record. Gene Ontology annotation, molecular function: serine-type endopeptidase activity. Lineage: Eukaryota; Viridiplantae; Streptophyta; Pinopsida; Cupressales; Cupressaceae. Gene Ontology annotation, biological process: proteolysis.